GGCGGGAGGCCCGCUAGCGCAGGAAGUCGCCCCAGCGAAGGAGGAGGGAGGAGGCGGAGCUCUGCCGCUCGGCCCAAGUUAUUAAACUAUCUGCUCUGGAGUUAUCUGGGAGAAGACCAGUUCCUUCAAUGAUAUCAUGAUUUUUGGAUUGAAAACAAUGGGUAGAAAAGAUGCCUCCACAUCAAGGACUCCUGUUGACCAGUACAGGAAACAAAUAGGGAAACAAGAUUAUAAGAAAACCAGGCCUAUGUUAAGAGCUACAAGAUUAAAAGCAGAGGCCAAGAAAACUGCACUAGGCGUAAAGGAAGUUGCCCUUGUCCUUACAGCCAUACUGGUAUUUUUGUUGGCUUUCUAUGCUUUUUUUUAUCUUAAUGUUUCCAAUGAAGUUGACCUUGAUCUGGAUCCAGAUGAAAACUAGCAGAUGCAAUGAAUCUAUCAAGAUUUCUUCAGCUUCAACAAGACUACAUAGGAACACACAGUCCCUUCCCUGUAAGACAGUAAACGAUGCCAUUUCUUGCAGUCCAAAUCCAUAGGAAAGUUUUGCAAUACAUCAGUCACAUUCCAGGUCUCCAAAUUAAGAACACUUAUGCCUGGCCAAGUGUAUUUGUCUAACAGCAAAGCCAGGAGCAACAGUACAAUACAUGAAGUUUAUUGUUUACAUUAUGUUUUCCUCAGGCAGAGAAUUUUGAUGUCAAAAGACAGGUGCUACUAUUAUAAUGGGUAUUGACGCUGACUUCACAGGAGUGUCUGCCUUGACUGAAUUUAGGAAUCAGAGCUUCCUAAUAACCAUAUUAGUUUCCUGUUCCUUUCUGAAGAGAAAGCAGAAAUACCAAAUGAAAAGUCUUUUCUUCAUUUGUGUUCAUAAUAUAUCAAAACACCUUCAUCCUUUCUCUCCCUUUUAAUCUUUCUUGCGCAUGUGUGCGCAUGCAUGAAGAUGGAAGAAAUUGUAGGAAAAGAAUAUCUUCUUACAAGCAGUCUGUCACCUUCUAUAUGGACUUAAUUUUCUGUCAUUCCAGAUUCUGUGUGCCCAUAUAUCUACAGUAAUCUUUUUCAUUCUUUUGCCAACUGUUCAGCACACAUGUGUUCUGUUAGAAAUGGCACCUGGAUGACAGAAGCUCUAACAUUGGCAUAUGCUUCUGAAACACAGUUCUUUGCCUCCUGUGCUGUCUGAACUAGUGUAAAUAGAAAGUUUAGUUGAUGUUGGUUUUAAUUAGUGUAUUGGUCUACUAUUAAUAUAAAGUCAAAAUUGUGUUUUAAUUAUGCUCUUCCUGAUGGUUUUGGUAUCAACUUGCUCUACCUAUUAGGGGCAUGUUGUAUUAAAACAUUCCUUUCCAGCUAUACAAUCAUUUUAAUCAUCAAACUAAUGUGAGAGGCUGUAAGUAACAAGAAAACACUUUUUCUCCUGGCAUACUAAUAACUGGUAAAUCUUGGCUCCAUUACAUCCUUCAGUUCUUGCAAAGUACCUUUCAAAUUAGGCACUGUAGAUAGCAUUUUUGUUCCUUUGAUAGCCAAAAGCCACUUGAAGAAUUUGUUGUGUCAGAGCAGCUGCAGGGAGCUUUAAAAUUCUGGCUUUAUUCUGUUCUGCUUUGAGUUUGGCACAUAACUGAGCUUGUGGAUGUAAAGACUGUUUUGAUCCCCUUAAAAGUGUGGUCAGUCUUUCUCAGACUGAGAUUCAGUUCCGAUUCAGUUUGAUAUCAAGAACGUGUAGAGCCAUUGGUGCUGAAUGUUGCAAGGAAAUUUAGGCAGACUGACUUUCGGAAAAGUUUUCAUAAUUCUGAGGCUUGGUUUUGCCUUUGACAUAAAUUUCAGAGCUGAAUGUUAGAUUUAAUUACAACUGAGGUAUUUACUGUCUUGUUCCUGAGAUGCCUGGCUAAGAUUUCUUACAGUGAUUUUUAAGACAAAGGGAUACAAAUCACAGCAAAUAUAAUAAUGGAAAAUAUAUUUCUUUUAAAUUGACACAGUCCCAUUAUCACCACUUAAGAAACUUGGAUCAAUACAGUUAAUUUUUAAACCAUAUAGUAACUAUGACCAUAUACAUUAUGAGUCUCUAAGGAUCCACUUCAUAUGUGUCAUAAUGUUCAUUCACUUUAUGCCAUGCAGAACAACAACUCUAGAAAUUCAGAGUACAACAGUCUUCCGAAAAAUAUAUGAAAGAGAAAAUUAUAUAUGCAAAUAUAUCUCAUUUUCUACAUAUGACUCUUACAGACACAAAAUCCUAACAUUUAUGUAUGCAAAUGACUUAUAGUGCACUACUAGUCGCACACUUGACCAAACACCUCCAAACAUGUUGAAUUUUUGGUGAAGCUUUAUCUGACACAUGACCCAACUUCCAGUGGAGGGAAAAGCAUAUCACAAACUGUCUCCUUGGAUGUGACAUGCUUUUGACUCCACCAGCACCCAACCACAUGUGACAGAAUCUGCAGACCUCUCCUGUUACUCUACAUUAGCAUUUUUUAUGUUCUAUAACAUGCUGGAAGGAUUUUCAGCAUAUAGCUCUCUGGGUCAUGUGUGGUCUGAGAAAGAUACGUAGUUACUCCCUUCGUGCAGGUCAUUUCUCAAUGACCUGCUCUCUCUCUCUCACACACACACAUAACCUGCUUUCUCAAUUGGUUGUGCUAAAAAGCAAGCAAUUCUUACUGUCAAAUUUAUGAAUAUGAAGUUCCUAGGACAGGAAUAGUCCAUUUCCCAUAACUGUGAAUCAGACCAAGUCUAAAGUGUGCAUAUAUGUGAUUCAAUCAGCUUCCCCAGUGUGUGGCUUAUGAGUCCAUAUUGCCCACAGUUUGGCGUUUGUCUAUUGGCUUUGUUUGGAUUAGGUCUUUUCAUUUGCAUGAAAGAUCAUAAAAUCAUUAAAUCAUUGAAUGGUUUGGGUUAGAAGGGAUGCAAAAGAUCAUCUAUUUCCAGUACCUCUGCCAUGGGCAGAGACACCUUCUACUAGAGAACGUUGCUCAAAGCCCCGUCCCAGUGUCAGACACGUCCAGGGAUGGUGCAUCCACAGCUUCCUUGGGCAACCUGUUCCAGUGCCUCACCACCCUCAGAAUAAAUUUUUCUCAAUAUCAACUCUCUCUUCUGCUGUCACUACAUGCUUUUGUAAAAAGUCCGUCUUUUUUGUAGGCUCCCUUCAGGUACUCGAAGGAUAUUCUCAUGUAGCAGGAAAAUUUCCUUUUGCUUUAAGUGGGUAGACUUCUGUUCAGUAUAUGUAGAAAUAUGUGGUAAAUAUUGCAGCAAAUACACUUCUUCUCUUAUCAGUACAAUAAUUCCUAAUGGGACACGUGGCUUAUUUUGCCCUUAAUUAUAUCUAAGAUUGAAAUAUGCCUUUUGGAUCUUGGACCAUCUAUCUUUGUAUGAGUUGCUCCGUGUCUAUUUUAUUAAUAAAUGAUUUUUUCUAUUUUUGUUCUCUUAUUAAUUUUGAACAUACUGAAUUAUGUAUACAUUUGAAAGGAAAUUAAAACAAUUCAAACAGCACAAUGUUCAAAAGUGAGCACUGAUGUCAGUUUUAGAAUAUCUGGAUUACUUUAGGCAGUUCUAGCUGCUAAACUCAUAUAAAACUAAAUGUGGCCUAUGAAUACUUAAAAGACAAUGAAGAGAACUUCGUUUGGCAUCAUACCCAAUACUAAUAGAUUAGAUCUCUUUCUGGAGUUGAUUCAUGCAGCUGUAUCUCUUCAGUUGUACAAGACUUUUAUUAUAAAAUCAGUAAUUUUAUAUGCUUGUUUCAAAGAGGGAUUGCUGAUCAAAUGAUUUACAUGGCAAACCUGGCUUAAUGAAUUUUUUCAAAGAUAUUCACCCUAAGGAAAAGGUAGACAUCAGUUGUUGCCCUCUAUUCCUGCAGUAAACUGAAUUUCUUUCUAGCAGAGGUUGUGGAGGAGAUACCUAUGCUGAGUCCUUGUGCUGUGAGGGGGGAGCAGAUGUCCUGUCUGGAAGAAUCUCUGGCUAGGAAGGCAUAACAGUCUUCCAGAAGUGAUUUUGCUCUGUAAAUCUUCCUAGGUGUUUUUCCUUUUCUCUUUGAUUCUUCAAAAGCAGAGCCAGCAUGCAGACCAUCUCAGGACAGAAGCCUCAGUCUAGCAUUUCUACUAGUGCUUCUAGUGAACAUUGCCAAGGAAAGGCUCUAGUUCUGCCACCUAAAAUCCAUAAACAUAUUUUACUGGAAGGUUAGGAGGCAUGUUAAGCAUUUCCCUAACAGACCCGAAAGAUACAUUUCAACUUUUCUUGAAGAAAAGUUGUAGUUAAAGUUCACUGUUGCAUAUCAUAUAAGACACCAUGUGGUUCAGAGUCAGCUCCUUCCAUGCAUCAGACCAGCUGUAGCAGGACUUGUAGACUGGGAGAUGGUGCUGCAACACAUAACUGCAAGUAGCAACAACAUAAGCAAACUCAUCUGUUUACUUAGGUGUCCUUUUGAGCAGCUGACCUAUAAAUUUUAUUUGAAAACACAGGUUUUAAACAAUUCUACUAAAGGAAAGCACAGUGGAAGCCCUACAAAACAGUCUAUGCCUCUUCCAUGAAGGUUGCUACCAUGGAAGAGGCUUAUCUGCUGACUUAGGGCCAAGUUUUGAAUGCUGCCAUUCUCAGAAGGAAGGUGCUGCUAGGAGCUCCCAGCAGAGUGAUGAUUGAUAAGGGAUUGUUGUCCCUAUAAAGCACAACUGAACCAGCUGGUGAAGGUCAAAUGCAUUCAGGACAAUUCUUUGUAGAGAGCUGUACUUGAAAAGCAGAGUAGGCAAGUUGGAGUGCCAACAAAAAAGAUACUACAGAUCUUGAUCGCAUUUCAAGUUCUACUUACAGUAGCAUAGUAAUUAGUGGUGCUUAUGACUAAGGAAAUAACAGUAUGGCACAUCAAUAAGACAGCAGAAAUGAGAUGUUGGAACUGCAUCCUAAAAGAUUUUACAGUGGAUUAUGCCUGCACUUUGGGAAGUGAAGCCAUGAGAUGAAUAAAUUGGCAAAGAUUAUCUGUGAUCUUAUGCUUACAAUAUUUUUUCCUGAAAGAGCCAGUGGAGAUAUUUUACAGUACAUUUCUCCAUCAUCCUCUUAGUUUGCUGUAAUGCGUUUUUGUAGAUGUAUUUCUUUCCAAGAGUGAAAAUAUAUUUUUUCUUGCAGUUCAUCAAUUCAUUUAAUUGACAGAAUCCUCUACUCAUCCUUUUAUCCCCCCUUAAUCACAAUCAAAUUAGUGGGGAGACAGCCAAAAUGUUAGGUACCAGUGUCUCUCAAGCAGAUGUCACACCACUAUUUUUUAGCUCGUUUAAAUGAAUAAACAUGUUAAACUGUGAAGUAUUACAUUUUAGAUUUUUUCAUUAAAAAAAUGGGACAAUCUGUUUACUGUCCUUAAUUGAGACAACAAUCCUGGUGGUUGCCAGUUUUGGCAGUUGUAAUGAUGAACUAUAAAUAUUGGGACAGACUGACUGAUGAUUGUGGAGGAUAGUUCAAGUACAAUACUCAUUCUGCAUGAAUACUUUUUUCCGUGCUACAUUUUUUCUAGCUUCUGUGAUUGUUGUACUGGUUUUGCAUGUUAAAAACAAAUAAAUACCUGACUAGUCAAUCAA
Messenger RNA from Serinus canaria (Common canary), 5528 nucleotides. RefSeq names its product triple QxxK/R motif containing (gene TRIQK). Bases 137 to 418 code for a protein of 93 amino acids. The transcript has 5 exons. Gene Ontology annotation, cellular component: endoplasmic reticulum membrane. NCBI's taxonomy places the organism in Eukaryota, Metazoa, Chordata, Aves, Passeriformes, Fringillidae. The record is from RefSeq and is a predicted model, not a curated record.